UUUGCAUAUGGAGCAAUGUUUCAUCUGGAUUAAAGUUCCUAAAAUUAGGAGUCAUCAUGAUUGUCAUUCAGAAGUCAGAAAUAGGAUCUACGGAACUGGAUGAAGACUGGCAAUGAAGGAAUCUUCCGAAUGUGAAUUUGUCGUAGAAAGAUCUGUUUCGAAAUUCAACGGGAUUCUAUUCCGCUUAAAACAUAAAAAAUCUAAAUUGACAAAGAAGAUACACUUGCUAUAAAUGAUCCGCUGGAGAAAUGAAGACUUCGUUAAUAAAUCACAUCUUCCUUGCAAUGAUUUUUGUUAUAAGCUUGAAUCGUCAGUCGUGCAUCGCCAAAACCAUUCCCUAUCCUCAAGGAAAUGUAGAGAAGCCAGCAACAGUUAAGGUGAAGGUCGUAGAUACAGAUAAAAGACAAAGAAGGUAUAUCGACCAGUUUCCUGACCAAUUAGAUGUUGACGUAUCAACAGAUGAAUUGCAUGAACAUUUUCAAAAUCUAAAAAGAAAUCAUCACGUUCCGCAUAUUAAGUAUGUUCACAUGAUGGAAAAUGGAGCAGUUAAAAAGUUCAGAUUUGAAAGAAAAGAGACAAUGGCAUAUUAUAUUGAUGUUGAGCAUGUUGCCGCUUUUGAAGUUUCUUUGGCAUCAGAGGGAUCUGAAGAUUUUGAUAUUUAUCCUACCAGCAAUAGCUGCCUAGUGCAAUAUGAAAACUUGAAAAUCAAUGACAUCCAUCAGUCCGAAGAACAAGUAAACAGCCCAGUGUCCGUUAUUAGUGGGAUCAUUUCGUGCUUGAAAACAGUGAAAUUGUUCACCUUGUGA
Ruditapes philippinarum (Manila clam) is the source of this 806-nucleotide messenger RNA. RefSeq lists its product as uncharacterized. The transcript has 5 exons. Bases 249 to 806 code for a protein of 185 amino acids. The record is from RefSeq and is a predicted model, not a curated record. Lineage: Eukaryota; Metazoa; Mollusca; Bivalvia; Venerida; Veneridae.